Durio zibethinus is the source of this 1692-nucleotide messenger RNA. RefSeq names its product purple acid phosphatase 15-like. Lineage: Eukaryota; Viridiplantae; Streptophyta; Magnoliopsida; Malvales; Malvaceae. Gene Ontology annotation, molecular function: metal ion binding; acid phosphatase activity. The record is from RefSeq and is a predicted model, not a curated record.
UAUGCUGUUUAUCCAUUCUUGUAUCUGGUCUUUGCUUUCUCAUUUGUUCCUGUAACCAGUUUAUGGCGAUUCAUGACAAGUGUACUUUUGAUACCAAACAAAAACAAUUAUUGUCAGGAAACAGGAAAAAAACAAAAUGUCUUAAGAGUCAUUGAAGUCCUUGUGCCAUUGAGUGAAAACUGUUCUUUUUUUUUAAUGCUCCCUGCUGAUGUCUUGUUGUGAGAUUUGGGUUUUUUAUGGCCCUUUGUUUUCCUCAGAUUUUAUUGUGGCAUUUGUUUACUUCUGCUUAUGAAUUAAAUUUUUCAGGGGAAUUUCAAAUUGGUGAUGAGAUAAGACCACUGGAUCCUCAAAGUGUAGCAAGUGUUGUUCAGUAUGGAAUAUAUAGAUCUGGCAGGAAUUAUCAAGCUACAGGAUAUUCCUUUGUUUACAAUCAACAAUAUCCUAAUGGACUCAAAAACUACACUUCUGGAAUUAUACACCGUGUUCUUGUCACAGGGUUGGAUCCUGAUACUCUGUAUGAAUAUCAAUGUGGAGAUCCUUCUAUACCAGCAAUGAGUGAUGUUCAUUAUUUUAGGACAUUGCGUUCCACGCCAGGGGACUAUCCAAGCAGAGUAGCAGUGGUUGGAGACUUGGGUCUUACUUAUAAUACAAGUACAACAAUUAGUCACAUGCUAGCCAACCAUCCUGAUCUUGCUUUGUUCGUUGGGGAUUUAAGUUUUGCCGACUUAUUUCUUACAAAUGGAACUUUGUCUGAUUGUUGCUCUUGUUCUCCUUUGGAAGAAACAUAUCAGCCUCGUUGGGACUAUUGGGGAAGGUUUAUGCAGAUUCUAACAGCUAGUGUUCCAACAAUGGUGAUAGAAGGGGAUCAUGAGAUUGAAAAACAGGCUGAUAAUCAGAUGUUCACUGCUUACACUACUCGAUUUGCAUUUCCAUCCGAUGAAAGUGGAUCCACUUUGUACUAUUCUUUUAAUGCUGGUGGAAUACAUUUUGUGAUGCUCGGUGCAUAUGUUGCCUAUGAUAAAUCAUCUGAUCAGUAUAAGUGGCUGGAAAACGACCUGAGUAAUGUCAACCGAAGUGUUACACCAUGGCUGAUAGCUGCUUGGCAUCCUCCCUGGUACAGUACGUACAAGGAACAUUAUAGAGAAGCAGAGUGUAUGAGAGUGGAAAUGGAAGGCUUACUAUAUGCGCAUGGCGUCGAUAUUGUUUUCAAUGGACACGUUAAUGCCUAUGAGAGAUCAAACCGAGUAUACAACUACACUCUGGAUCCGUGUGGUCCUGUUCAUAUCACGGUUGGCAGUGGUGGAAAUGAAAAGAACUUGACACUUGAGCAUGCUGAUGAACCUGGUAAUUGUCCAGAUCCUGUUUCCACCCCAGACAGAUUUAUGGGUGGCUUCUGCGCAUUCAAUUUUACAUCAGGUCCGGCGACUGGUAAUUUCUGCUGGAACGAACAGCCUGAAUAUAGCGCUUAUAGAGACAGUAGCUUUGGCUAUGGGGUUCUUGAGGUGAAAAAUCAGACUCAUGCCUUGUGGAUUUGGUACCGUAAUCAGGACUCCUACUGGGCAGGUGCGGAUGUAAUUUACAUUGUAAGGCAGCCAGAUCGUUGCCCCUGUUGACCCAAAGGUGCAAAAGUCCCAUAAUCAUUCAAGGAAAGAGCAGACAGUUGCAAAUUGUUCAGAAAAAGGCUUAGGGUGG